UCUCUAUUUACUUCUUCUCUAAAAAUGGUUUUGAGACAUUUCAUUGCUAUUAAGAUAGACCUUCCAAUCCUAAAAUUGUGUGUUUGUUUGUAUUAACAUGUARCUACGCUCCAGUUUGUAGACGGUGUUAUUCCGGUGACAGGGGUGCUCUUGUUGUGUUGUUUCCUGCCCACCUGGCGGACAGACAGUCGGUCCGGAUCCAGGCUGUGCUGSAGGAGGAGGCGGAGGAAGAGAAGGCGGACUUGUCUCUCCGUGUUUUCCCGCAGACCGCGGCCCAGCUGAGGUGACUGGCAGGACUUGUUUACUGGUGGAGAGGCUCGCAGAAAGAGAGACGGAAACGGGGAACCUGAGGGAAAGCGAGCUCCAAACGCAACGGGAAUCCAAGUUUUUCCACUUGCCCCCGUAUUUUUGAGUCUUUUUACUCGGAUUUACCUCCUAUUUUGUGGACUCUCUGACACGGGAUAUUCAUUUAGUGUGUUUGUGCGCUUUUUAAAAUUAUCUCCAACUCUACCGCCGACGCCGAAACCUCGUUUGUUUUGGAUUAGCCAGCUAACGUUAGCUACCCCCCCUCCAUCGUUGAGAGGAAAAAAAAAAAGCAUCGGAGCGGCGUGGUGGAGACUUUCCUCACUUCACUGGGCUAAACAAGGACAUUUUCCUGUCUUGUUUUCCUCCACUUCAGUCUUCAAGGUUUCUGAUUAAAAAGGUGACGCUCGUCUCGUCUGCUCCGUUUCCCCCCAGUUUGGUGUUUUUUUAUGGGUGUUAUUCGUUUGCGGCGCGGUGGUCAGCGGGGGUGAAGGAGUUCAGAGGAAGGUCGUAGUGUUGGGGAGAGAGAGAGAGAGAGAGAAAGAGAGAGAGAGGGGGGGAACUGCACGUUUUUCCUGCUGGGAGUUUCCUGGGAUGUACCUCCAUUGGUCUUAAAACGGGAGAGGACGAGAAGGAAGAAGCUGCAGCGGUGAUCCUGAAGACUUUUAACUUCAGCUGGAAAAUACUCCCUGUUACCUCAGUGGAAGAUACACASGACAGUGGACCAAAUUAGGGCACCUCCAAACUAAGGGAUAAUUAAAAAAUUUCCUGUAUUUAUUGGAGCAUCAACAUCAAACAGAUGAACGGGGACUGUCGCCUUCACUUAUGGAAAAUGAUUUUCACUCGCACAUGUGUUACCAGAACCCAAGAUCACAUAAUUUAGUUGUCUCUUUACGCAUAUAUACCAGGGCGCACAUCAAAAACUUGCCUGAGGAGGAAAAAUAACUUGAUAUCUGCUCUAAUAUAAACACCCCCCYRCCCBCCCCGAGGAUUGGAGUUUCAUUAAAACCUUCAGAGGGAGAGAGAGCACAACUUCAAUCAAAAUGAGGUGGUUGACGCUGAAGCUGCGAGCACAAUUGGUGUUUUUCAUCCUCUGUACCUGUGUUAUAUGCCAGUGUGGGCUAAUAAACGGUGAAAUUUGUCAGAGCAAGAAUAUCCGGAACAACGUGACCAACCUCCGGUCACUGGAGAACUGCACCAUCAUCGAGGGCCACCUGAAGAUCCUGCUCAUGUUUGGGGCCAAGUCCGCCGACUUCCAGGGCCUCAGCUUCCCAAAGCUGCGAGUGGUCACCGACUACGUCCUCCUGUUCAGGGUCUACGGCCUGGAGACCCUCAGCGACCUCUUCCCAAACUUGACGGUGAUCCGAGGCAACAACCUGUUCUUCAACUACGCCCUGGUGAUUUACGAAAUGCUGCAGCUGAAGGAGGUGGGCCUGCACAGCCUCAUGAAUAUCACCCGGGGCGCCGUGAGGAUAGAGAAGAACCCAGACCUGUGCUACCUGGCCACCCUGGAUUGGUCCAUGAUCCUGGACUCGGUGGAGGACAACUUCAUCGUGGCCAAUAAGAACGAGCGAGAGUGUGGAGACGUGUGUCCCGGCACGGCGCAGGGCCAGACCCUCUGCACCCAGACCACCAUCAACGGCCACUUCCGGGGCAGAUGCUGGUCGCAGACCUAUUGUCAGACAACAUGCGAUAACUGUAAAAAUGGCGCAUGCAGCCRUCAGGGCCAGUGCUGCCACGACCAGUGCCUGGGUGGCUGCUCGGAGCCGGGGAACGCCACCAGCUGUGUGGCCUGCAGGAACCUGCAGCAUGGAAACAUCUGYGUGGACAAAUGCCCUCCUGGAUACUACGUCUUCCAAGGCUGGCGCUGUGUCAGCUUCUCUUUCUGCCAGGACCUUCACAACCAGUGUAAGAAAUCUAAAAACCUGGAUGCCAACUGCCAUGAGUACGUCAUCCACAACGGCGCCUGCAUUCAGGAGUGUCCUUCUGGAUACAGCAGCAACUCCACUACGCUGACCUGUGAACCUUGCGCGGGCCCCUGUCCUAAAGCAUGCCAGGGAAAUAAAACGAUUGACUCUGUAACUUCGGCCCAGGCGCUAAGAGGAUGCACCGUCAUCGAGGGCAACAUGGUCAUCAAGAUCCGAGGAGGAACGAACAUMGCGGCCGAGCUGGAGGCCAGCCUUGGACAGAUCGAGGUCAUCAAAGGUUACCUGAGUAUUCGCAGAGCCUACGCGUUGGUCUCCCUCUCCUUCCUGCGAAAGCUACAUACCAUUAAGGGAGAGCAACUUGAAGCAGAUAGCUACGCCUUUUACGCGCUCGACAACCAGAACCUCCGCCAGCUGUGGGAUUGGUCCAAGCACAACCUGACGAUUGAGCGAGGCCGCACGUUCUUCCACUUCAACUCUAAGCUCUGCAUGUCGGAAAUCAGAAAGCUGGAGGAGGUGACGGGAACCAAGGAGCGCAACCAGAAGAACGACAUUGCAGCUCGCACCAACGGAGACCAGGCCUCCUGUGAGAUGCAGCUGCUGAACUUCACGUCUGUCAAGGUCAGGUACAACAUGAUCAUCCUGAAGUGGAAUUCGUUUUGGCCGUCGGACUACAGAGACCUGCUGGGAUUUAUGGUUCUCUACAAAGAGGCCCCGUACAAGAAUGUGACGGAGUUCGACGGACAGGAUGCGUGCGGCUCAAACAGCUGGGUGAUUGCUGACGUUGACCCGCCGCCCCGCGCCAACCAGGAAGAUCCAGGCUACCUCAUCCGGUCGUUGAAACCCUGGACCCAGUAUGCCAUCAUGGUGAGAACCCAGCUGUCUGCGUCCGACGAGCAUCAGGUUCAUGGAGCCAAGAGUAACAUCAUGUAUGUUCGCACGGACGCCUCAAAGCCCUCUGGACCUCUGGACCCCAUCUCAUCCUCGAACUCCUCAUCUCAGAUCAUCUUGAAGUGGAAGCCUCCCACCAGCCCCAACGGCAACAUCACCCACUAUCGGGUCAUCUGUCACAAGCAGGAGGAGGACAGUGACCUCUACAAGUUUGACUACUGCCUGCAAGGAAUGAAGCUGCCGUCCCGCACCCCGACCCACCUCGACAGCGAAGACGAGCAGAAGUGGAACCGAACAGAGGAGCCCAACUCGGGGGGCGGGUGCUGCACUUGCCCAAAGACGAAAAUGGAGAUCGAGAAGCAGCAGAAGGAGAUAGCGUACCGCAAGACCUUUGAGGAUUACCUCCAUAAUGUCGUGUUUGAGAGCAAACAAAGUCGUCCACGACGCUCUGUGGAGAAUCCUGAGCCCGUCGACUCCACUCACUUUUACUCCACAAUGUCCAGUCUGCAAACCACCACUGCCUCGUACAAGGAAGAAGAGAAGGACGAUAAGGUGGUGGAAAAUGUGUUUGGAAGGGAGUCAACGGUCAUAUCCAACCUGCAGCACUUCACCAGCUAUAAGAUAGAGAUCAUAGCCUGCAACCAUCCYRCUGACACCAGCCGCUGCAGCAUGGCCACCUACGUCAGCGCCCGGACCAUGCCGGAGUUAAAAGCAGACGACAUCCCGGGCCCGGUGACCCAUGAGAUUAUGAACGAAGAACCUCCCCAUGUGCUUGUGAAGUGGCACGAGCCUCCAUCGCCUAACGGCCUCAUCAUCCUUUAUGAGGUGUUCUACCGCAAGGUUGGAGACACGGAGCCCCACUCAAUUUGCGUGUCACGGCUGAGCUACGAGAAGUUCGGUGGCACAAAGCUCACCCUGCUGCAGCCUGGGAACUACAGCGUGGUCGUCCGGGCUACGUCGUUGGCUGGAAACGGAUCUUUUACAGAAACCACAUACUUCUUCAUGCCCAGCCCUGAUUCAGGCAUAGCUUUGAUUGUUUCCGCUCCAAUCGUCUCCUCCAUCUUGCUGGUGUUCGUGGGAGUCAUCGCCUUUUAUGUCUUCAAGAAAAAGCAAACUGAAGGUCCAUUAGGAGAUCUCAUCACCUCACCAAAUCCUGAAUAUUUCAGCGCCAAUGACAUGUAUGUUCCCGACGAGUGGGAGGUUCCCCGGGAGAAGAUCACGCUGCUCCGGGAGCUGGCUACAGGAGGAGGCGGAUGA
Poecilia reticulata (guppy) is the source of this 4376-nucleotide messenger RNA. Lineage: Eukaryota; Metazoa; Chordata; Actinopteri; Cyprinodontiformes; Poeciliidae. The record is from RefSeq and is a predicted model, not a curated record.